This is a messenger RNA of Austrofundulus limnaeus, 2191 nucleotides long. RefSeq names its product atypical kinase ADCK3, mitochondrial. Gene Ontology annotation, biological process: ubiquinone biosynthetic process. The record is from RefSeq and is a predicted model, not a curated record. Lineage: Eukaryota; Metazoa; Chordata; Actinopteri; Cyprinodontiformes; Rivulidae. The transcript has 15 exons. The coding region runs from base 289 to 2064 and encodes 591 amino acids.
CGCCCUGAGCGGCGGACACGUCAGCGCGAGGCCAGCAGCGACCUCCACGAGCAGCGUGGCGCUUUGUUGACGGUCGAGGCUCGGCGGCUGGACUCUGCCUCGCUGGGCCGUGUUUGUGUAACUCCCCGGGGGGAGAUCUGCGCGUCCUUCAGCGACCCGCCCCGACGAGCUGCAGUCAGCCGGAGGCUUCAAACCGAACCGAACCGAGCCGAGGAGCGGAGCUGCUCUCUGCACAAUGCCCACGGCCCUGCGCGCUCUCUGACUGAAGACGUGUUGAAGGGUGCCACCAUGACGGGGGACAUGGUGGUCUGGAGARGUCUGAACUGGAUGAAACAAGUGGCCAGCAGGGCCCCAAACUCCACCAGCCAGAGGCCCCGACACUUCCAUUACGCCAUGGGAUCAGCAAAGGUGGAAGGUUGUGUCCUCGGAGUGGCAGCAACACAUGUCCACAGAUACUCAACGAUGGGGCCUUACUUCACUUCCUACCUCUCUGGAAGUGUGAGUGGCAGUCAGGGGCCGUGCAAUGGAAGAUCUGGAGCUAAACAUCUGGAGAGCCACAGGAAUGGGUCCUGCCAGCUGUUCUCCAGACAAAGGCGGCUUUUUAACCAGAACAACACCACUGUUGGGCGGCUGACAGCUCAGGACAUCGAAAAAGCAAGAAGAGUCAAAGCAUCAGAGGCCAAGCAAUUUAAACAAAGGCUCAGUGAAAACUCCAGAGAGAGGAAGGUGCCCGUCACUCGGAUAGGAAGGCUGGUGAACUUUGGAGGACUGGCAGUCAGCCUUGGUUUUGGAGCACUUGCAGAAGUGGCCAAGAAGAGUUUAAAACCCAAACAAGAAGUGAACAAAAAGGCGGUGUUGGAUUCCAAUCCAUUCCUAUCAGAGGCCAACGCUGGGAGGAUUGUCCGAACACUUUGCAAAGUUCGAGGGGCAGCUCUAAAGAUCGGGCAGAUGCUCAGUAUUCAAGAUGAUGCCUUCAUCAACCCUCAGCUGGCUAAAAUCUUUGAGCGUGUUCGUCAGAGUGCAGACUUCAUGCCCACAAGACAGAUGAUGAAAACUGUUGAUGAUGAUCUGGGACCAAACUGGAGGGACAAGCUGGAGUUCUUUGAGGAGAAGCCGUUUGCAGCUGCGUCCAUUGGUCAGGUGCACUUAGGGAGGCUGAAGGAUGGCAGAGAGGUGGCCAUGAAGAUUCAGUACCCUGGAAUUGCCAAAAGUAUCGAGAGUGACGUGCGGAACAUUAUGACCGCCCUGAGUUUAAGCAACGCUCUGCCUCAAGGUUUGUUCCCAGAACAUCUUAUUGAGGUCAUGAGUCAUGAACUGGCCCUGGAGUGUGAUUACAUAAGAGAAGCAAACUGUACCAGAAGAUUUCAGGAGCUGCUGAAGGAUCACCCUUUCUUCUACGUGCCAGAUGUGAUCGACGAUCUGAGCAACAAACGAGUCUUCACCACAACUCUGGUGUCUGGAUUCCCUCUGGAUCAGGCUACAGAUCUCUCUCAGGAACUCAGGAACGAGAUCUGUGAGCAGAUUUUGAUUUUGUGCCUCAGAGAGCUUUUUGAGUUCAGGUUCAUGCAGACUGAUCCAAACUGGUCGAACUUCUUCUACGACCCACAGACUCACAAGGUUGCGCUGUUGGACUUUGGAGCAACACGAGAAUUUGACAGGCGUUUCACCGACACCUACAUUGAGAUCAUUAAGGCAGCUGCAGAUCAGAACAGAGAAGGUGUCCUGCUCAAAUCCAGAGAAAUGAAGUUCCUCACAGGAUACGAGUCAAAGGCCAUGGAGAAYGCCCACGUGGACGCGGUGAUGAUCCUGGGAGAGGCCUUUUCCUCGGAGCAGCCCUUCGACUUCGGGGACCAGAACACCACCGAGCGCAUCCACCGCCUCAUCCCGGUGAUGCUGAGGGAGCGCCUCACGCCGCCUCCAGAGGAAACCUACUCCCUCCACAGGAAGAUGGGUGGCUCCUUCCUCAUCUGCUCCAAGCUCAAAGCUAAGAUCCCCUGUAAGAGCAUGUUCCAGGAGACGUACAGAAACUACUGGAAAGACGGAGACUCUGAGUCCCAGCAGUGAAGACUGACUCAGAACAGYAUCUUAGGACAAGGACUACCUUCAGUUAGGGUUUUUUUUUUCUUAACCAUGAAAAUACUUUGUGGUAACUUAAUCCAGAGUACUAAACUCUGCUAUGAURCAGAGUUAA